This is a messenger RNA of Manis javanica (Malayan pangolin), 11055 nucleotides long. NCBI's taxonomy places the organism in Eukaryota, Metazoa, Chordata, Mammalia, Pholidota, Manidae. The record is from RefSeq and is a predicted model, not a curated record.
UGACUCAACUAUGUAAAUGUGCUCUAUAAUAAACUAACUUCAAAUAUAGUUAUAUAAGUAGGUUGAAAACAAAAGAAGGGAAGAUAUACAAUGCAAAUGUUCAUCGAAAGAAGAUGGAAUGACUAUCUCACUGAAACAAACUACAGAGCAAAGCAAACUACCAAGGACAGAGGGACAUUGCAUAAUGAUAAAAGGGUUAAUCUACGAAGAAGACAUAGCAAUCUUAAAUGCAUAUGUUCCAAACAAUAAAUAUGUGAGGCAAAAACUGAUAGAACUGAAAGGAAAAAUAGACAAAACUACAAUGAUAGUUGGAAACUCUGACUUCUCUCUCUCAAUAAUUGAUAGAACAAUUGGAAGAAAUGAUUAACUUCUUCAAAGGAUUGUAGUAAAGAUUUAGGCAAUGAAUGCCCAAAAUCUUCAACAGUCACCAGCAGGAUAUACCAAGUAAAUUAUAAUAGACAUAAUCUCUGACUUUAUAGAGCUUAUGUCUAAUGGGGAAGAUAGAUGAGUAAACAGUCAUGUUGAAGUGUGGGUAAGUAAAUUAAUAAGGAAACUCAAAUUUUAAAUAUUCUCUAGGCUUUUUACUGGAAUGACAUAAACUAUUCCUUGUAAUUUUUUCCUAAUUAUUUUCCUCAUUUGAUCAUAGUUUACCUAAUAAAAAUAGGAUAAGCUUGUGAGAAAUUUCUUUGGUUUAUUAUUUUCCCAUCAAAAUUCUGGAUUUAUAUUAGAAAUAAUAUUAGAACAUUUAAGUAUCACUUUUUUAUGUGGCAGAUGCAGUUCUAAGCACUUUACAUAUAUUGACUUAUUUAGUGCUCAUAAUGACCAAAUAGGUUGUUACUAUUAUUAUCCCCAUCCCAUGGUACAGAUGAAAAAAAGGAAGCACAGAGAGGUUAAGCAAGUUGCCAAAGAACACACAGUUAUUAAGUCUGCAAAUUUAGACGGACUGGCUCCAGAUUUGCGCUCUUGACUCCCAUGCUAUCUUGCACAGACAGUUCUUCCAUUACUGUAAUAUAAAUUAGGAUCCCUUUUAUUUCUUUGCUUGCACUCUUGUUCAUUUCUGCCUGAGCAUUAGUGCCAUUUUAAAUGUUUAAUGUCUGUCUCUCUCACUAGGCUGGUUCUCUUUGAGAACAGGAGCCAUUUCAUGCCAUUUCCUUGCCAUACACCCAAUGCGCAACUCACAGUAGAUACCCAGUAAAUAAUUGAGUGAUUAAUGCAUACAAUAUGGCGAGGAAAAUGUUUCCUUCAUGAAGUAAUGUCUCCAUCUUGUGGAACUUUAGAAUAUUGUCAUUCAAAACAAAUCUUUUUUAACAAAGUGGGUUUUCACAGAAUUGAUUCUCAAGUGCCAUUUCCCAGACUUGGAUUAAAGCCUUUCUUGUUGCACUAGCCCUUUUGAGAUUUUUAGCGCUAUAGACAUAGCAUAGCCUAUUCACAGCAGGCCUUUUGCCUACUAGUUUUGCUUGGUGAAAUGAAUUAUGCAACUAGGUAUGCAGCAGUUUAUAUCCAGAACUCAUUUGAUUCUACCUUGCUAAAAGGUUGAGCACGGGUCCAUUAAUAAAUUCUUGGCUCAGAAUGAUCACUGAGGCACAUCCAGCGCCCCUUCAUACAGCUGUUGAAGGGUUCAUACAGCUAGUGAGGGGCCCGCCACCAGUCCCCAGCUACCCCUUACAUAUUCCUCACCAUGUGUGAUGGCUAAAGUAGAAAUUACAGAAAUAGACUCUGCCCUGUCAUCAUACCCUAGGAGAGAGGGAUAGAUCAUACUCCAUUAGAUAUUUUAGGUUUUACUUGUAUAUAUUCUGCACACAUAAUCUAUAAUAAUACUUUAAAAAUACAAAUACGUUAAGAAGAAUUACUUCCCUUAUCUGCUAUAUCUAUUACGGGCAGCUCAUUUGAUGAAGUUAGGAAACUUUGCUACUCAGACUAGAAAAGGACAAAAAGAAAAUGAUGUUUAAGCCAAUCUUAUAUUAAAUGCAGAUUAACAUGCAGAGGUCCUCCCUCUACCCCACUCCACCCCACUCCGCGUCGCCACUCUACUCCUUCAGUCUCGGUCCAGCUCUGAUUCCGGUAACACUAAACCCUGAGUUGUGAGGCCGGAGGCCUACGGCGCAGCGGGAGCCGCUCCUUCCCCAGUUUACGCUCCCCGUCCAGAACUCUAUGGUUUCAGGGCGGGGCUGGGAGGCCUGAGUUUGAAAACCGUGGCGGGAAGAUGGCAGCGACACCUGUUACCCGGCCCUGUCUCUCUCGAGUAGGAGGACGUUGAAGCUAUGGGUUUCUCUGAGCCGCCGAGGAGCGUUCGCGAUGAAUCUUCCGCGCUGGAGCGGGAAACGGCGGCGUUCAACGUCAGGCUCAGACCCCUUCUCGGGGAGCGGCGGUGACAGCAGUGACAGCCCGCUGCCCGCCUCGAGGCCGGUGCUGAGCCCGCCCCCGGGCCUCGCCCGCAGCCUGAAGGACCGUGGCCGGCCGCCGGCCGCAGCUGCAGGGGAAUGCAAGCAGACAGAUUCUGACGAUCAAAUAGACAAACUGCUACUGGCAAAUUGGGGACUUCCUGGAGCAGUUCUGGAGAAAUAUCACAGUUUUGGUGUAAAAAAGAUGUUUGAAUGGCAGGCAGAGUGCCUUUUGCUUGGAGGAGUCUUGGAAGGAAAGAAUUUAGUCUAUUCAGCUCCUACAAGUGCUGGGAAGACUCUUGUUGCUGAAUUGCUUAUUUUGAAGCGGGUUUUGGAAAUGCGAAAGAAAGCUUUGUUUAUUCUACCCUUUGUCUCUGUGGCUAAAGAGAAGAAAUACUAUCUCCAGAGUCUAUUUCAGGAAGUAGGAAUAACAGUAGCUGGUUAUAUGGGCAGUACCUCUUCAAGAGAGCGCUUCUCUUCCAUGGAUGUUGCUGUCUGCACAAUUGAGAGAGCCAAUAGUUUGAUCAAUCGCCUAAUAGAGGAAAAUAAGAUGGAUCUAUUAGGAAUGGUGGUUGUGGAUGAAUUGCAUAUGUUGGGAGACUCUCACCGAGGGUAUCUGCUGGAACUUUUGCUGACCAAGAUCUGCUAUAUUACUCAGAAAUCAGCAUCUUGCCAAGCAGAUUCAGCCAGUCCUCUGUCUAAUGCUGUGCAGAUCGUCGGCAUGAGUGCUACUCUUCCUAAUUUGGAGCUUGUGGCUUCCUGGUUGAAUGCUGAACUCUACCAUACUGACUUUCGUCCUAUACCACUGUUGGAGUCAGUAAAAAUUGGAAAUUCCAUAUAUGACUCUUCAAUGAAGUUUGUUAGGGAAUUUCAACCCAUGUUACAAGUGAAAGGAGAUGAGGACCAUGUUGUUAGUUUAUGUUAUGAGACCAUUUGUGAUAACCAUUCAGUGUUACUUUUUUGUCCAUCAAAGAAAUGGUGUGAGAAGCUAGCUGAUAUCAUUGCCCAUGAGUUUUACAGUCUACACCAUCAAGCUGAGAGAUCGGUUAGAUCAUCUGAACUUCCACCAGUGAUACUGGAACAAAAGGGCCUCUUAGAAGUAAUGGAUCAGUUAAAACGUUCACCUUCAGGACUGGACUCUGUAUUACAAAAGACUGUACCAUGGGGAGUAGCAUUUCAUCAUGCAGGUCUUACUUUUGAGGAGAGGGAUAUCAUUGAAGGAGCCUUUCGUCAAGGUCAGAUUCGUGUCUUAGCAGCAACUUCUACUCUUUCAUCUGGGGUGAAUUUACCUGCACGUCGUGUAAUUAUUCGGACUCCUAUUUUCAGUGGUCGGCCUCUAGAUAUUCUUACUUAUAAGCAGAUGGUUGGUCGUGCUGGUAGGAAAGGAGUAGACACAGUAGGUGAGAGUAUAUUAGUUUGUAAGAACUCUGAUAAAUCAAAAGGCAUAGCUCUGCUUCAGGGAUCUCUAAAACCUGUUUGUAGCUGUCUGCAAAGAGGAGAAGGAGAAGUAACUGCAAGCAUGAUAAGAGCUAUUCUGGAGAUAAUAGUUGGUGGAGUGGCUAGUACAUCAGAAGAUAUGAAGACUUAUGCUUCUUGCACAUUUUUGGCUGCAAGUAUGAAAGAAAGGAAGCAGGGAAUUCAGAAAAAUCAAGAUUCUAUUCAACUUGGAGCGAUUGAGGCCUGUGUGAUGUGGUUGCUAGAAAAUGAAUUCAUCCAGAUUACUGAAAGUAGUGAUGGAACUGAAGGAAGAGUGUAUCAACCAACACAUCUUGGUUUGGCAACUCUUUCUUCUUCACUUUCUCCGACUGAUACUUUAGAUAUUUUUGCUGACCUCCAAAGAGCAAUGAAGGGUUUUGUUUUAGAGAAUGAUCUGCAUAUUGUCUAUCUGGUUACACCUAUGUUUGAAGAUUGGACUAUUAUUGAUUGGUAUCGAUUUUUCUGUUUAUGGGAGAAGCUGCCAACUUCUAUGAAACGGGUGGCAGAGCUAGUGGGAGUUGAAGAAGGGUUCUUGGCUCGCUGUGUGAAAGGGAAAGUGGUAGCCAGAACCGAGAGACAGCACCGACAAAUGGCCAUCCACAGAAGGUUUUUUACCAGUCUUGUGCUAUUGGAUUUAAUAAGUGAAGUUCCCUUAAAGGAAAUUAAUCAGAAGUAUGGAUGCAGUCGUGGACAGAUUCAAUCUUUACAACAGUCAGCUGCUGUUUAUGCAGGGAUGAUUACUGUAUUUUCCAACCGUCUGGGCUGGCACAACAUGGAACUACUACUUUCCCAGUUUCAAAAGCGUCUUACAUUUGGCAUUCAGAGGGAGCUCUGUGACCUGGUCCGUGUGUCCUUACUUAAUGCACAGCGAGCCAGGUCCCUCUAUGCUUUUGGCUUUCUAACUGUUGCAGAUCUUGCCAGAGCAAAUAUUGCUGAGGUGGAGACUGCUCUGAAAAAUGCUGUGCCUUUUAAAAGUGCCCGAAAAGCAGUGGAUGAGGAAGAGGAAGCAGCUGAAGAACGUCGCAAUGUGCGAACUAUUUGGGUGACUGGCAGAAAAGGUUUAACUGAAAGGGAAGCAGCAGCCCUUAUAGUGGAAGAAGCCAGGAUGAUUCUGCAGCAGGACUUAGUUGAAUUGGGAGUGCAGUGGAGUCCAUAUCCACUUUUAAAUUCUGAUACACCCUCAUUGACCAGCAGUGAGUCAGAAGUAAAGGAACACAAAUUUAUAUCCCAAACUAAGAGUUCUUGUAAAAGAUUAACAUCAAAGAAGAAAAAUAACACAAUAUUUAGUGACUGUUCUGUUAAUCAUUUACCAAAUACAGUGCAAGAUACAGAUAAAAGCCAACAGCAUACAAAUUCCUUUGAUUGUAAGUUUCAGGAUGGGAAUCAAGAAUGGCAGGUACAGUCCACUUCCAGAGCAAGAAAAUGGGCUUCUUUGAGUAUCAAUAAAGAGAGGCUAGGAACUUCUUUGAAUGAGAGAAAAGCAAGCACUAAGAAAGUUGUUCAUACUUUCUCAUUUGAGAAAACAAAAAAAGCUUUGACGUUCAGUUCAGAAAAGAAGAGUACAACUUUUCGAUCUUGGAAACAUACUAAGCAUCUAAAACGACCCAGAGACAGUAGCCCUGUGAAAAACACUGGGAUGUUUAGAACUGAGCUACAAGAACAGACUAUGUGUAAUACUGUUCAUUGUGAAGACUCAUUUACCUUAGAUGAGAAGAAUAUGGAAUUUAGAAGUCCAGGGCCAUUUGCUAAAAAAAAUGUAUCUUUCUGUGUUGAGGGGAAAUAUAACAAAGCAUCAUUCCCAUCGCAAGCAAGACAAAAUAAUUCAAGGAACAAAACAAAAUCUAGUGAUAUUCUUGUGGAACAUUUUAUCACAGGAUCCCAGUGUGAAAAAGUGACUUGUCAACUCACUAGUCUGGUUGGUGAAAAUGAGGGAGGAUUAGCUCUUGUUGAGUCAGAAAAACUGAACAAAGUGCUGAUACAAAAUGAUUCAAAAAGCCAGACUGUUUAUAUGAAACACCAGGACACCCAUCCAAUUAACCAGUGCCUGGAAAAGCAGUCUGAUAAACACACAAAUACUUAUACCAAACAGAAAAAAGUAAUAGAGAGACAAAUACCCAGUGAGACAGUCAGUAGUUAUGUGAAUGGAGACUCAAAUGUUACUAUCAAAAGUGAAAAUACAAAGUUUUAUGCUAAGGAAAAUAAAUUAAAUAAUCUUCAGGUAUCAGGAGAUAAUGUAAGCAGCACUGAGAUACUCAGUGGAGUACAUCUACCAACUGGAGCAUUUGCGAACUCAGGAGACCAGCACAAGAAUUUUCUAAAUAUCUCUGGAAUACAAGAAAGAACAGCUUAUGCAGCAAACAAAACUAAAAAAAAUCAUGUUUCUGGCUUAGGCUUAACUAGAGCCUGUGACUUUGAAGACAGCUUAUACCUGGAUACUCAAUCAGAGAAAAUGAUACAACAGAUGGCAAUUGAAAAUACCAAACAAGAAGCAAAGGACAGCAACCUGGCAACAGGGAUGAUGCAGAAGAACUUACACAAGCAGAGCUCUUUGCAGAAUGAUAUUCACAUUGCUUUUCCUGGUGAACAGCAUUCUCCAGGAGUGACAAAUACAGAUCAUUUGGAACUUAAGACUGUGGGUACUUUGAAACAAAGCACUUAUUCACAUGGGGUUGAUAUCCUGACUCUACAAAGUCCAGUUUUUCUUUCUCCAAUACUACUGGGGGAAAGUGGCCCUUGUUUUAAAGGGAAUGAACUUUCUGUUACUGACUCCCAGUUAAAUAGUUUUCUUCAAGGUUAUCAAACACAAGAAACUGUGAAACCAUUUAUAGCUCUGGUUCCUCAAAUGAGAACUCCCACUGAUAUAGAAGUAGAAUGUCUGCCAGUUCCUGAAACAACUUUAAAUUUGAGUGAUAGUUUACUAUUUGACAGUCUCAGUGACGACUACCUAGUAAAAGAACAACCACCCAGUGUACACAUGAAAGAACCCCUUUCUUCUGAAAUGUCAGACCAUUUCAGCAAUUCUGUGUGUCUACAACCAGAGAGCCCAAUCAAAAAAUCAAAUAUGAGUGAAAAUCAAGAUAAUCAGCAGCAGCUGACUUUUUGCAGUGAUGAGUCUAUUAUAUUUUCAGAAAUGGAUUCUUCUCAGAUGGUUGAAGCUUUGGACAAUGUAGAUGUAUUUCCUGUCCAAGAGAAACAUAAUCUUGCAGAAUCUGUUACAGCAUUAGAACUAAGUGAUCCGUUGAUUGUAGGUAAUGCUUAUCCCAAAAGAGAAUUAAUUGGAGGAGAUAAAGAUGAAAAGUCUCAAAAAUCCAAAUUAACUGGGACAAAGCAAAAUAAAUCAUUCUUAUGGUCAGGGGCAUCAUUUGAAUUAAGUCCAGGACUGCAAAGGAUUUUAGAUAAAGUGUCCAGUCCUCUAGAAAGUAAAAAACAAAAAUUAACCACUAUAAACUUGUCUUGUUUGAAAGAAAAAUAUACAGAGUUAAAUGACAAACAAAAAGUUAUUUCAAAUUUGGAGUCAAAUCAAGUGCAGGGAAUUUCAUUUUCCCCUGAUACUGAAGUUAAAAAAAGGAAGAUUGAGGCACUAGAGAACAAUACCUUUCAUAAUGAAAAAUCAUCUGUCUUGCCAUAUAAAGAAAGUUGUAUAGUUGAUGACAAUGAACUCAUUCCUCCUACACCCACUCCAGCAGCUGCUUCUAAGAUGGCAUUUCCAAGUAUUCUUGGAACAUCUUCCACAAAAUUUCAGAAAACUAGUAGUGUUUUACAGCUUGAUGAAAGUUACUCACUUGGCUCAUCUUUGGAUAUUAAAAACAAUGAUUUAAAUCCAGAGGGUAGAAAUGGUUUAAAGGACAGCAGUCCUAUUAGAGACACAAGUUUUUCACUGCAGUUAUCACAGGAUGGAUCACAGAUACCUCCAGUCUCAUUCAGUUCAGAAAGUUUGGCCAUAAUUGAUGUAGCAAGUAACCAAGCUCUCUUUCAAACAUUCAUUAAGGAAUGGCAGUGCAAAAAGCGAUUUUCCAUCUCACUGGCUUGUGAAAAGAUCAGUAACUUGACAUCUUCUAAAAGUGCUACUAUUGGUAGUAGGUUUAAGAAAGUUAAUUCACCUCAGGGAACUCCUAUUGGAGAUGAUGGAUUUCCUGUUAAGGGUUGUGAUGACAUCUUGGUGGUUGGGCUGGCAAUAUGCUGGGGUGGAAGAGAUGCCUAUUAUUUUUCAUUGCAGAAGGAACAAAAGCAUUCUGAAAUUAGUGCCAGUUUGGUCCCACCUUCUCUGGAUCCAAACCUGACCGUGAAAGACAGAAUUUGGCACCUUCAAUCCUGCUUGCAAAAGGAAUCUGAUAAAGAACGUUCUGUUAUCGUCUAUGACUUCAUUCAGAGCUAUAAAAUUCUUCUUCUGUCUUGCGGCAUCUCCCUGGAACAAAGUUAUGAAGAUCCAAAAGUGGCAUGCUGGUUACUAGAUCCAGAUUCUAAGGAGCCGACUCUUCACAGCAUAGUUACCAGUUUUCUUCCUCAUGAGCUUCCACUCCUGGAAGGGAUAGAGACUGGCCAAGGAAUUCAAAGCCUAGGACUGAAUGUCAGCACUGAGCAUUCUGGGCGAUACAGAGCAUCUGUGGAGUCUAUUCUUGUCUUCAACUCUAUGAACCAACUCAAUUCUUUGUUGAAGAAGGAAAAUCUUCAAGGUCCCAUAUCCCAUGAAUUUCUGCUCUGGAUCCAGGCCUCCAAAGCCAGGCUCCGACUGCCCAGUAAAAUUCCUCCUACUAGAGAUGUUUUCUGUAAAGUGGAAAUGCCCUCGCAGUACUGCUUGGCCUUGUUAGAACUAAAUGGAAUCGGCUUUAGUACUGCAGAAUGUGAAAGUCAGAAACACAUAAUGCAAGCCAAGCUGGAUGCAAUUGAAUCUCAGGCCUAUCAACUAGCUGGCCACAGUUUUUCCUUCACCAAUUCAGAUGACAUCGCUGAGGUUUUAUUUUUGGAAUUGAAAUUGCCACCAAAUGGAGAGAUUAAAAACCAAGGCAGCAAGAAAACUUUGGGUUCUACCAGAAGAGGCAAUAACAAUGGACGCAAGCUAAGGCUGGGAAAACAGUUCAGCACUAGUAAGGAUGUUUUAAAUAAAUUAAAAGCAUUACAUCCUUUACCAGGAUUGAUAUUAGAGUGGAGAAGAAUCACUAAUGCUAUUACCAAAGUGGUCUUUCCUCUGCAGCGGGGAAAGCAUCUGAAUCCUUCUCUUGGCAUGGAAAGAAUCUAUCCUAUAUCACAGUCACACACUGCUACAGGACGAAUAACCUUUACAGAACCAAAUAUUCAGAAUGUGCCAAGAGACUUUGAGAUCAAAAUGCCAACACUAGUCGGGGAAAGCCCACCUUCCCAAGCCCUAGGCAAAGGACAAUUUCUCCCUGGCAGAGGGAGAAAUAAGAAGGGCUGUGACCCAAACCCUGGGCACCAGGCGCAGGCGGAGGAGAGAGCCUCGGACAGAGGGAUGCCGUUUUCCAUCAGCAUGCGACAUGCCUUCGUGCCCUUCCCGGUCAUUUCUAUUUCAGGUGGUUUAAUAUUAGCUGCUGAUUACUCUCAACUUGAGCUGAGGAUUUUUGCUCAUUUAUCCCAAGAUCAUCGUCUCAUUCAAGUAUUGAACACUGGAGCUGAUGUUUUCAAGAGUAUUGCAGCUGAAUGGAAGAUGGUUGGGCCAGAGUCUGUUGGGGAUGAUCUGAGGCAACAAGCAAAGCAGAUAUGCUAUGGAAUCAUUUAUGGAAUGGGAGCUAAAUCUUUGGGAGAGCAGAUGGCCAUUAAAGAAAAUGAUGCUGCAUGCUACAUUGACUCCUUCAAAUCCAGAUACACAGGGAUUAAUCAUUUCAUGAGAGAGACAGUGAAGAAUUGUAAAAGAGAUGGGUUUGUUCAGACCAUUUUGGGAAGGCGUAGAUACUUACCAGGAAUCAAAGACAACAACCCUUAUCACAAAGCUCACGCUGAGCGUCAAGCUAUCAACACGACAGUCCAAGGUUCGGCAGCUGAUAUUGUCAAAAUAGCUACAGUUAACAUUCAGAAGCAAUUAGAGACCUUCCAUUCGACCUUCAGAUCCCAUGGACAUCGGGAGGGUGUGGUCCAACAUGACAGAACAGGAUUGUUACCAAAGAAAAAACUGCAAGGGAUGUUCUGUCCAAUCAGAGGAGGCUUCUUCAUCCUUCAACUGCACGAUGAACUCUUAUAUGAAGUGGCAGAAGAGGAUGUCGUUCAGGUAGCUCAGAUCGUAAAGAAUGAAAUGGAAAGUGCCAUAGAACUGUCUGUGAAACUGAAAGUCAAAGUGAAAAUAGGUUCCAGCUGGGGAGAGCUGAAGGACUUUGAUGUGUAAUUGUACAGGUGAUUAAUCAUGUGGAAAGAAGAGAGAUUACCCUUUCACCUACUUCAUGAAAACAGAGGCCCUCAAAUUUGAAAGACAGCAUAGUAAUUUUAGUGAAAAUUUCAAAAUGUGUAUCAGUCUUGAUUCUCUGUAGUGUAAAACCUUUUUUUGGGGGAAGCAAAAUUAUUCACUCUCAAGGAGUAUCUAUGAAAUUGCCUUUUCUAGUUUAGUGUGGUCCUAGACAGAUUCCACACACAUGCUCGAAAUAUGCACUUAGCACUUGGGGUCCUUGUCCCCCUGGGUCGAGCAUAAACAAAGUGGGGCUGCUGCCACAGGGGCAUUUCAGCCUUGCCCAGGAUGCAGACACUGGCAGUAUGGACCCCAGCAGGAGCCAUAGGCAGGGAAGGGUUUGUAUUUAUACAUAUCACCAAGAUUAGGCAUUGUGUGUGUGAUUUUUCUCCAAUGUCAAUUUAAGACUACUGAAGUAGUAUUUUUAAAUAGUAUCAGCUAAUAAAUUAUGAUUCUAUAAAGUGGUAAGAAAGUAUGGAUGUAAUCUAGGAAUGGAUUUUCAUGAAAUGCUGUUUCUUUUUCCUGUUUUCUUCUCCAAUUCAUGCAAUGAAUGUAUUUGCAAUACUAAGGUAUAAAAUAAGCUACCUCUUGAAGAGGUGUCCUGUUCUAUAAGAUCAGAUGUUUAUAUUGAGUUUAAUGUAGUGCUGCCAGAGAAGAACAAUAGCCCCUUAAAAGUCCCUUAGUGCCUCUUUUCUGUGUUCGUGGCAUGGUGAGAAUACCCGUGCUGAAAAGAUUAUAUUUUAUAAUUCCAGUCAGAAGUGUGUAACUGGCUUAUUUUUGGUUGAAAUAAAAUGAAUUUAUGAGAAA